AUGUAUGAAUUGAUGGCUAGUAAUGGUUUGUUUAUGGAGAUUUUUCCACCAAAAGAAAAAGUUUCUCUGUCAAGACGCUUGUUUAUUCAAGUAGCAGUGGGGAAUGCCGUGUCCUCAACGCGUAAGGACACAACCUGGCUGGCUACUGGAAGUAUCGUAAUGGUCAAUGGGUCACCUGGGAAUGAUGGUUCCUGGCAACCGGCUACCAACUCUUCCAAAUCUCGUCCUUUUACUUACCAGAUUUAUUUUUUGUACUCUCUUUUGGAUUGCUUAAGCAAACCAGUACCUAUUUUAACAACAUUUUGCAGGCAGGAGCCUGGUGCAGGUGCUACCUCUUCUGAAGGAUUACUGCAGCCUGGUGCAGGUCCUAGCUCUUCUGGAGAAUUACUGCAGCCUUGUGCACGAGCUAGCUCUUCUGGAGGAUUACUGCAGCCUGUUGUAGGUCUUUGCUCUUCUGAAGGAUUACUGCAGCCUGGUGCAGGUGCUACCUCUUCUGAAGGAUUACUGCAGCCUGGUGCAGGUCCUAGCUCGGCUGGAGGAUUACUGCAGCCUUGUGCAGGAGCUAGCUCUUCUGGAGGAUUACUGCAGCCUGUUGCAGGUCCUUGCUCUUCUGGAGGAUUACUGCAGCCUGUUGGAAGUCCUAGCUCUUCUGGAGGAUUACUGCAUCCUGUUUUGCGGAGGCAUUAUGCACCUGAAGCAGAUGUAUGGAGUGCAGAUACUAUUUUGUACAUGCUGUUACAUGGUGUGCCACCUUCUUGGGCAGGUAACCGUCUUGGUGCUCAUGCAUUGUUGAGAGAUCAACUCGCAAAGCGAUGGGACUCUGGUGGAUUCAAGCGUAUGAAAUGGAAAAUGACUGAAGCCGCAUGA
Dovyalis caffra is the source of this 867-nucleotide messenger RNA. Lineage: Eukaryota; Viridiplantae; Streptophyta; Magnoliopsida; Malpighiales; Salicaceae. The record is from the annotation of a GenBank genome assembly.